Molecule: messenger RNA, 2257 nt
Organism: Sorghum bicolor (sorghum)
Lineage: Eukaryota; Viridiplantae; Streptophyta; Magnoliopsida; Poales; Poaceae
Product: plastidic glucose transporter 4
Exons: 14
Coding region: 270-1907 (545 amino acids)
Biological process (GO): transmembrane transport; carbohydrate transport
Cellular component (GO): membrane
Molecular function (GO): carbohydrate:proton symporter activity
Source: RefSeq, a predicted model, not a curated record
CACGGCGAGUCGUGUAGGAGUAGCCACCAACAGCACAGCCGUGCCAAAAGAAACCUUGAAAAAGGGGGGAAAAAAAACUAAUAAGCGAGGGAGGCGAGGAUUCGGCAAGCUCCGACCUCAUCCGCUGCUUGCCUCGCAACUAUCGGAUCUUGCGAAGGCAUCCUCCUCUUCGUCUCCCCCGUCUUAUAAUCGCAUUUCGAAUCCCCAAUCGGAGACCUCGCCGCUCUUCCGAGCUUCUAAUCGAAGGAACAGUCACCGUCGUUAAGAGGAUGAUACGCUGCGCUGUAACGGCCGGCGGGUGCGUCGCUUCGUGGAGCGGCGAUCGGAGGUCGCCGGCGGUCAACAACCCCUGCAGCGUGCGGAUGCCGACGGGCAACGGUGGUGGGUGGUGCGGCGGCCUGAGGUCGCGGGCGGCGGAUCUCGCCGGCCUCGAGAUGGCCAGCCUGCGUGGCGGCGUCGGGGGCCUCUUCCGCGCGAGCCCGCGCUAUGGGCGCUUGCAAGCCACGGCCGCAGGUGCGUCUCGGGUUGACCCUGAAGAUAUUCCAUUGGAGAAGGUUCAAGUUAAAUCCUCAGGACAUGUUCUGCCAUAUGUUGGCGUUGCUUGUUUGGGGGCUAUUCUGUUUGGUUAUCAUCUUGGUGUGGUCAAUGGCGCGCUUGAAUAUCUCGCGAAGGAUCUUGGGAUUGCUGAAAAUGCUGUCUUACAGGGAUGGGUGGUUAGCACAUCCCUGGCUGGUGCAACACUAGGUUCUUUUACUGGGGGAUCUUUGGCAGAUAAAUUUGGGCGGACAAGAACAUUCAUCCUGGAUGCAGUCCCUCUUGCUCUAGGUGCAUUCUUGAGUGCAACAGCUCAAGAUAUUCGCACCAUGAUUAUUGGUCGGUUGCUUGCUGGAAUUGGUAUUGGGAUCUCAUCUGCUCUUGUGCCCCUCUACAUAUCUGAGAUCUCACCAACUGAAAUUCGUGGAACACUUGGUUCUGUUAAUCAACUUUUUAUCUGCAUUGGAAUUCUUGUAGCUUUGUUAGCUGGAUUGCCUUUGGCAGGAAAUCCUGCCUGGUGGAGGACAAUGUUUGGAAUUGCUGUAGUUCCAUCCAUUUUGCUGGCUGUAGGAAUGGCCUUCUCUCCUGAAAGCCCUCGUUGGCUAUUCCAGCAAGGAAAGGUUAUACAAGCAGAAUCAGCUGUCAAAAGACUGUAUGGAAAAGAAAUGGUUACCGAAAUUAUGUAUGAUCUGAGAGCUAGUGGCCAAAGUUCUUCUGAGCCUGAAGCUGGCUGGUUUGAUCUUUUCAGCAAGCGUUACUGGAAAGUUGUGAGUGUGGGGGCAGCACUGUUUUUGUUCCAGCAGCUUGCUGGUAUAAACGCCGUUGUAUAUUACUCUACAUCAGUGUUCCGCAGUGCAGGCAUUGCAUCUGAUGUUGCUGCUAGUGCUCUUGUUGGAGCAGCCAAUGUUUUUGGCACCAUGAUUGCAUCUUCUCUAAUGGACAAGCAAGGAAGGAAAAGCCUUCUGAUAACAAGCUUUUCUGGAAUGGGUGCUUCAAUGCUACUCUUAGCAUUGUCCUUCACCUGGAAAGCUCUGGCACCUUAUUCUGGUACUCUUGCUGUUGUUGGCACUGUUCUGUAUGUGCUGUCUUUUGCUCUAGGAGCUGGUCCUGUUCCUGCCCUACUUCUUCCUGAAAUAUUUGCCUCUAGAAUAAGGGCCAAGGCUGUUGCAUUAUCUCUAGGCAUGCACUGGGUAAUCAACUUCUUUAUUGGCCUGUACUUCUUGAGUGUCGUCAACAAGUUCGGGAUCAGCAAUGUAUAUUUGGGAUUUGCAUCAGUGUGCGCCCUUGCAGUUCUUUACAUAGCUGGGAAUGUGGUCGAGACCAAGGGGCGAUCACUUGAAGAGAUUGAACGGGAAUUAAGUGUAGCAGAAUGAUGUGCUUUUGCUAGUCAUGCUGCGGCUCCGUUUUGGGGAUUGAGAAUGCAACCAAGCACACAACCGAGCAUCCUUGGACCUGGAGACUCUUUCCAGUUUCAUCAUGUAGUUUAAGAAAUAAUCGAACGGCAAGAGUGCCAAUCGUAGGUGACUUGUUGUGUGCCGUGAGGGGUUGUGUUCGAGCAGUAGUUUAGCUGUGCUUCCCUUACUCCCCUGACAUCAAUCAGAAUUCAGAAACAAUAAACCCGUCGAUGUUUCUGGAGAUAAGUUUUUCGUUUUUCUUCUCAAAUUUCGUCGUUUCCCGUGUAUAGAUUUUUUUGAUAUGAGGGAUCUUCCCUAUUUCCAUUGCA